Messenger RNA from Lactuca saligna, 1621 nucleotides. NCBI's taxonomy places the organism in Eukaryota, Viridiplantae, Streptophyta, Magnoliopsida, Asterales, Asteraceae. The record is from the annotation of a GenBank genome assembly.
AAAAUUACCUAAGCACCGCUCUCUCAAAUCGAACGGUCUACAAUUGACCGAAGAGCACGUAAGAAUCACACCUUUCAAGAGAAAACCCACGACUUUUCCUUUAUUCCAAACCCAAAAUUAUCAAAACCAAAGUUGUUACUUAUACCUCGUGCAUUUAAGUUUGUACACUAAACUAGGUUUAGCUGUUUUGGGUCUAAAAAGCGUAACCUUUGUCUUUCCCCAAUUUAUAUAGCUUAGCGUUGUUUUUCCGGUGUUCUUCAAGCCCCCUAUACGUCUCUCUCUCCCUCUCUCGGUGCUUGAUACUCUGUUUCUUGUUUGGGUUCUCCAUUUUAAGCCAGAAAUCAUGGGUAAAGGUCCAGGACUCUACACCGAAAUCGGCAAAAAAGCCAGAGAUCUUUUAUACAGGGAUUACCAGGGGGACCAGAAGUUCACCAUCACGACCUAUUCGCCUACUGGAGUUGCAAUCACAUCAUCUGGAACGAAAAAAGGUGAAAUAUUCCUCGCUGAUGUGAAUACACAAUUAAAGAGGAACAACAUCACUGCUGAUGUCAAAGUGGACACCAACUCCAAUCUCUCGACAACCAUCACUGUCGAUGAAGCUGCACCUGGGCUUAAAACAAUACUCAGCUUCAAAGUUCCUGAUCAAAGGUCUGGCAAGCUUGAACUUCAAUACCUACAUGACUAUGCUGGAAUCUGCACAAGUGUUGGGUUGACCGCAAACCCAAUAGUCAACUUUUCUGGUGUGGUGGGGACCAAUGUUAGCUCAAUUGGAACCGAUGUUUCAUUCGACACCAAAACUGGAAAUUUCACCAAAUACAAUGCUGGAAUUAGCUUCUCUAAUGCAGAUCUCAUUGCUGCUUUGACCCUGAAUGACAAGGGGGACACGCUGACUGCAUCAUACUACCACAUUGUUAAGCCGUUGACCAACACAGCUGUAGGUGCGGAAGUCAACCACAGCUUUUCUAGCAAUGAAAACACGAUCACAAUUGGUAGCCAGCAUGCUUUGGACCCAUUGACCACGGUCAAAGCUCGGGUGAACAACUUUGGGAAAGCAAGUGCGUUGAUUCAGCAUGAGUGGCGUCCAAAGUCUCUAUUUACCAUUUCAGGUGAAGUUGACACGAAAGCUGUUGACAAGACUGCAAAGUUUGGUCUUGCGUUGGCUCUUAAGCCCUGAAUGAAUGAAUGAAUGGUAACAAGUUAAGUCUUCUCUAUGAGUUGGAAGGGUUUUUGUUUUGUUUUGGUGGGUAUUAAAAUAAUUAAAUUCCAUGAAUGUUUGAUGUUUAGUUUACCAAAAUUUUCUGUUUACCCAUGUUAAACAUGGAUGGUAAUUGAUUGUCAAGUAUUGAGUCUUCUGUUUUCUGGCGAAGAAAGUGUUCAUCUUGGUUGUGUUUAGAUUUCAUAUAUUUAUUCAUUGCUUUGGUGGUUUUAAAGGUGAUUAUGGUUUUUCAUUCCUGUGUAGUAAUGUUUGGUUUUUUUUUUUCAAAUUUUUAUUUGGUGGGUAUGAUGUGUAUGCAUCUUUAGAUAAAAAGUUGUUGAAGAAACCAAGUAAUUUUGAAGAAUAGUUGCCUUUAAAACGGAAGCAUGCUAUUUUCGAGGGUAACCAACUAUUGGUUUUGGUCAC